GUUUAGUUGACUGUAGGUAUGAAUGUAUGAUUUCAGAGUAUAUUGCCGUUUAGCUACCUAAUCUAGUUUUCGAGUCAUUAGUGGUUGUGUCUCUAUUAUUAUUGGGUCUAUCAAAUUUACCAUGACCAAAAAUUCAAACAGCGAGCGAGUAAAAUGGGGUAAAUAUUUGGUCUUGGUCAGCAUUGCCACUACAAUUGGUGCUGCAGUUCCUGUUGGAUACAAUAUCGGUGUCAUAAAUGCCCCAGCUACUAUCAUACAAGAUUGGUGUGUUGAAUCAUUCCGCGACUCAUACGAUGUUCAAUUAUCCGCCUCGGAUCUUAAUUUACUGUGGUCGGGUAUAGUAUCAGUAUUUUUGGUUGGUGGUGCCGUUGGCUCGUUGGGUGGAGCGUGGCUAGCGGAUCAUUUUGGAAGAAAACGGUCAUUACUAGCAUGUACAUUCCUAUUUAUUGUCAGUGCGAUUUUGUUUUUCUUUUGCCGAAUGGCAAAUUCGGUUGUGAUGUUGAUUUUCGGUCGAUUAAUAGUUGGUCUAGCUGCUGGCUUAACUACAAGUACUUUGCCAAUGUAUAUGGCUGAAUUAUCACCGCUACAAUUGCGUGGUACUUUGGCUGUACUAUCACCAAUGGGUCUCAUUGGUGGAGUUGCAAUUGGACAAAUAGGUAGCUUAGAAGAAGUGUUUGGUUCAGUGGAUUUAUGGCAUGUAGCUCUUAGCGUAUACGCUGUGAUAGUUUUUGUAUUCAUGUUACCGUAUUAUUGGUUCCCGGAAAGUCCAAAAUAUCUUUAUAUUGUCGUUAAGGACCACGAGGCUGCAAAGAAUCAACUCAUCCAACUUCGAGGAUCACAAUUAGAAUUAAUAAAUGAGGAACUUCAAUCUAUGGAAAAUGAGGCUAUCGUUCAUUCCGAAACAAGAUCAUUGCUGUCGGUGAUACGCGACCGAAAAUUCCAGCUCCCACUUAUUUUGGUGUGUGCACUCCUGGGUGGUCAACAAUUAUCUGGACUCAAUGCCGUUUUCUUUUAUUCCGUUUCAAUGUUCGAAAGAAGCGGUCUCAGUUCAACGAACGCAAAAUGGGCAAAUCUGGGAACUGGAGUUAUCAAUUUUUUAGUGGCAUCGUUCACGCCGUAUUUAAUGGCGGCAAUAAACCGUAGGCCGUUACUUCUGUUCUCCAUUUUUGCCACCGGUACAAUGCUUGUUAUUGUCACAUCGCUGAUUGAUUUAGCUUCCUGGCUGGCAUAUGCAUCCAUUGUUUCUGUGUUUGGUUUCAUUGUCACUUUACAGUUGGGACUGGGGCCAAUUCCAUACUUUAUAGGAACAGAGUUAUUCGAGAGUUCUUCACGUCCGGCAGCCAUGUCCCUUGGUAGUAUGUCUUUGUGGGCUUGCAAUUUUAUUGUUGCUAUGGCGUUCCCUAGUCUACAAGAGGCUUGGGGAGCUUUCGUAUUUUUACCAUUUGCAGUGAUUUGUUUUUGUUUAGCAGUGCUGAUCAAAUUCUAUCUACCGGAAACUAGAAACCACGAUUCGAGUGUUGUUGCUCCGCUAGUAGCUGAUGGUUUCAAAUCUAGACCGUUAAAUAGGUAGAACUUUGUUGUGUUUGCAUUAAG
This is a messenger RNA of Bradysia coprophila, 1593 nucleotides long. RefSeq names its product solute carrier family 2, facilitated glucose transporter member 1-like. NCBI's taxonomy places the organism in Eukaryota, Metazoa, Arthropoda, Insecta, Diptera, Sciaridae. Gene Ontology annotation, molecular function: hexose transmembrane transporter activity. Gene Ontology annotation, cellular component: membrane. The record is from RefSeq and is a predicted model, not a curated record. Gene Ontology annotation, biological process: monosaccharide transmembrane transport.